Gadus morhua (Atlantic cod) is the source of this 1887-nucleotide messenger RNA. RefSeq names its product probable E3 ubiquitin-protein ligase RNF144A-B. The record is from RefSeq and is a predicted model, not a curated record. Gene Ontology annotation, biological process: protein ubiquitination. The transcript is spliced from 8 exons. Lineage: Eukaryota; Metazoa; Chordata; Actinopteri; Gadiformes; Gadidae. Bases 402 to 1280 code for a protein of 292 amino acids. Gene Ontology annotation, molecular function: zinc ion binding; ubiquitin-protein transferase activity.
CCAAAAGAGAAGUUGUGGGGUGGUUUGCUGUUGGGCAUAAGGUUAACACUACUCAUCGAACCAACUAGAAGCACUUCGUAUAUGUGUGUUCCUGCCAGUGUCGCGCUUGAGGAGCAGCGUCUACGGUGCACGGUGGGUCGGGGUUCAUGUUGGACUGUUUGUGUUGAGACUCUACAAUCACGUGUUUUAAGAACCAGACUGUUUGCUCUGAGAUGUUUAUUUACAGUACUUUAGUAGAAUAAACUCGAAUUUCCUGCCGUCCGAGCUCCUCUUCGGAUGCGGGUCCACUCGUUGUGAAACGAUUCAUCUACUGAGUCAGAUCCUCCGUGACCUGCUGACCACAGAGCCGACCGGGGAGAGAGCGUCACUGUUGUGGUUUAUUUCUGCACGGUUCUGUCGGUAUGUCCACCUGGUACCAGUCCGGCUGUGGGCCCAGUGUGGCUCCCCUGGUUUCCUGUAAACUCUGCCUUGGGGACUUCCCCUCAGAUCGCAUGACCACCGUCAACCAAUGCCGAUGCGUCUUCUGCACGCUAUGUCUGAGGCGCUACGUGUCGCUUCUCCUCUCGGAGGGCCUGGAGGCGGAGGUGAGCUGCCCCGACGCCGCCUGUCCAGAACGGGGCCGGCUGCUGGACACGGAGAUCGAGGUUGUGGUGGAGCCGGAGAGCAUGAGGAGGUACCGGAGGCUGCGCUUCGAGAGGGAGGUGCUGCUGGACCCGGGUCGGACCUGGUGCCCCGCCCCUUCCUGCCAGGCCGUCUGCCGGCUGCAGGGGGCGGAGUCAGCGGCGCCCCAGGCGGUGGGCUGUCCCGGCUGCGGGUUGGAGUUCUGCUCCGCCUGCCGGGCCCAACGGCACCCGGGCAGAACCUGUCCGGACCCCAGCGGAACCGUCGGCCGCUUCCUGCCGGGGGAGCACAGCUCGCUGAUGGAGGGGGGCGUGGACGACCCGGUGAAGCCCUGCCCCCGCUGCCAGGUGUUCAUCCAGAGGGACCAGGGCUGCGCUCAGAUGACCUGCAGGAACUGCAAACACUGCUUCUGCUGGUACUGCCUGGACUCCCUGGACGAGGACGUCCUGCUCAUCCACUACGAUAAGGGUCCCUGCAGGAACAAGCUGGGCCACUCCAGAGCCUCGGUCAUCUGGCACCGCACGCAGGUAGUCUGUACGUUUGCUGGCUUCGGGUUCAUCUUGUUGGCCGCCUCCCCCUUCCUGCUGCUGGCCGCGCCCCUCUUCUUCUGCUGCCCGUGGAACCACAGCAGGCGGGCCGACGACCCGCUGCCCACCUAGCAACGGUAACCCACGGUAACGCCAGCAUCCCGGCCCAGCGCUAUCCCCUUGGGACAUCUCUGCUGCCCAAGGGUCGAAAGUCGCGGUUCUGGGGGUCAGGUGUGUUCUGUUGGACAGAAACCGUCCAGAUGUCUCCCUGCUGUUUAUUAUGGUCUGGUCGUCCAUCACUUGAGGCAGAACAAUACGCUGCAGUACUGAGUCUAAGCAGAGGGGGGCGCUUUUCCUGCAGCUUCAUUUUCCACUCCUAUCAAGUCUAAACUAAUCCGACGUCUCCAUGGCGACUUGUCUCCUAGCAACGGGAUGAGACCCCGCCCCCAGGGACGUCCCCAGCAUCUGUUCUGUUGCCGUUUGAAACCAAACCACGAGUGUUGUGUUUUGAAAUGGUAGGGUGCUGAUGAACUCUGCUGCCACGUUGACUUUAAUUGUUUUAUUUAUUGUUUUAUUUUGUACUAAACUUUUAAUGAGAAACGGAUGAAGCAGAAAGUGUCUCUUGGAUGCGCUGCAUGUUCGUUUCAAGAAUUUUUAAAUGAUUGAGAAUGAUCCAAUGUGCACUUUAUUUGUAUAUUCCUGUAUUAUAUAUUGUCAUUAAAUUAUUUUUGACCUGAAA